AUGGCUAAGCCUGACCCCUCCUCAUUAGCUGAAGUUGUAAAGCAAGUAGCAUUGCAACAGCAGACACAGGCCUCUGAGAUAGGAAAAAGCAAGGCCAUCCUUGGACAGCUGCAGGCUCAGCUUCGGGACCUUGAGACCCAUACAAAUACAUUGGUAGCAGAAACAAAGGCAAUAGAAAGCCAAAUUUGUCAUCAAGAUGAAGCCGUAACAGCUACAAACCAUCACUGUGAAACUCUGCAAACUCAGACUAAAGCCUUGUAUGCUGAGAACUUAACACUGAAGUUUGACACAGAAAUGUUGCAAGAAGAGUUUAAAAUUAUGUUGCUAAGAAAUGAGGCCUACAAUAAGAACAUCUUAGCUCACAAAGACCGAUUUGGGGAGGUAGAAAGCAAAUGGCCACUUAUGGUUGAGGUUGCUAACAAAAGAGCCACCGUCAAAGAGCUGAUUGCCAAGAAGGAGGAGUUAAUGUCUGCUCUUCAGAAUCCCGAAGGAAAUUCUCUUGACUCAGUUCAGAAUGAAAUUGUGUGUUUAGAAAAGGAAAUUAAUGCAUUGAAAGAAGAUGUCAGUGGAAAGGAGAAUAUACUCCAAGAUGAAAAAAAUGUUCAAGUUUGUCUACGAAAGGAAAUUGAGGUGGAGAAUAAAAGGUGUGGAGCUAUCCUAAAACGUUUGCAUUGCCAGGUGAAUAAAUUACAGGCCAGCCAAAGGCAGGGCCAUUGGAACGUUCAGCACAUGGAAGACAGAGCAGCAGAGUUAAGAAAGCUUCUUGGAGCGGCUGACUGAAUGGCAGCAUUGCCUGCCCUCUCUAUGCAGAAGAGAAAGAGUUUUGACAUAGCCACCCAUCCUUUUAAAAAUUAUAGGUAUAAUGUAAUAAAAAUCCAUGUCUUGCCAACAGAAUAGUAGCUGCGAUGCAUCAAAGCAACAAGCCUGAAGCAACCCCCUUUCAGGUUUCAAGGGCGUCAUCAUUACUUGACCGGCUGGUCUCGUAAAGUCCUGUUGUGGUCAUUGCUUUUAGGCCUCACAGAUGUAGUUAUGGAAGCCAAGCCACCAAGCAGAAUCGAUUCUGGAUUAAUUUCAUCACAUGUAAAACCAGUCUGACAGUCAAAACAGACCGGGAGAUGAUGGGACCUUCCUAGCACGUUGUCAGGCUAAAAGUUGGGUGCCAGGAUUGGAGCCACCUGAGAAGGGGAAAGAGGAUUUAAUUCUUCCGUCCUUUGGCAUACUGAACCUCCCCUGGGGCCCAUACCUCUGUUACCGUUAGAAGGGGAAAAGGCACCUGGAGAGAGGGGAUGAUUUUUGUAGGUAAAAUGGUGCAGUGGAUCAAUUAUGCCCCCCCCCACACACACACACAUACACAUACACACUGCCCUAAAAGUUAGCAUUUUAAAGACACUAGGACACCCAUAAUCUCCACCUUUGCCUAGCUUGAUCCUGAAUCUGGAAACCUAGUAAAACAACUGAUGAAAUAGGAAAAUAGGAAAAAUGCUGCCUGUAGUUGGUUAGAGAGAGCUCUCGCAGAUUUUGAUGGUGAAACAAAUUAACAAGUGAAACAUCCUAUGGGUACAACGUGUUUACUUUGAUGGAAGCCCCAGUGAAAGGCCUUGGCCUGAGACCUAACUGCUCAUCUUAAGCGCAUGCCUGCAGCAGAAUAGUUUUCAUGAGGCUAACACGUGUUCAGAACUCUAGGGGGAGAAGAGCUGAAUAAGAGCUGAGUUUGAAGUGGAGAAGCAACAACUUUUCCUUGCAAAGUUGCAUCCUCUUGGCGGGGGGGGGGAAAGGGACCACUGGGGUCUGGUGACACGCCUUUGGGCACAGGCAUAAUGAGGCGUAGGGGCCUUACAGGUCAGCAUAGUUAGGACUGGGAUUCCCAGACACACAUCCAGCCUCACUGGAGGUCUGGACAGGUAGUCCCCAUUCCUUUCCUUUUCCAGCCUUGAGAGAAGGUAGGAUGGGAUACGAGGGGUGGGUCAUCAGAGGUGGAACUUCUUCCUGUGGCUCAGCUCCCUUGAUCCACUAGCUUCCUACAGGCUUGCCAGUGGCAGAAGUAAUCCCUUGCCCACCGUGACAGAGAUCUUUUGUGAGGUGCCACUGGGUACCUCUCUCUGUGCAGGAAUUUAACUAAAUGCCAAAGCAUCUCAAAUGACUGUAUUAAAUGUCUUUUAAAUUCCUGCUCUUAUUCUCAUGUGCAGUCAACUGAAUAAAUAAAAGGUUGGACCCAGCAUUCAGGGGAAGGGGCCGUGGCCAAGGAGGGUGUUGUGGUUUGGGAAACCUGUUAGAAUUGGGCUAGGUCCUUGCUGGAAAUCCCAGAAGCACCUGGAGCUCUUUCACUGCCCUUGAGGAGUGUGGGCGGAGGGGUGAUGUUUUUUUCUUACAGAAGAAGACAAACGAACAAUAAUUUAGUGUUGUUGUUUAACUGUAUGUUUUUAUUUCUUUAACAAUAUAUUUUUGACUGCAAAACCCCCUCUGAGAUUGUUUUAGGGGUACACAUUUAAUUUCUCCUGGUAUGUUUUCCUUUGACUUUUUCCAGAAGAGGAUAACAGCAGAAUUGUAGAUGCAGUAUUUUAAGUAAAAAAAUUGUUACAAUGUUCUUAAAAGAGAUGGUAAGCACUAAAUGAACCUAAACAGAAACAUUCCAUUCAAAUGGUGGAGAGAUUAACGGGCUCUCGCCUUGCGAUAAUUAUCUUCUUGUUCAUGUUACUGUUCACAGAUAUGCCUUGUGUUUUUGUUCUUGUACUUCAGUCUUCACAGUUAGUAAUCUGAUUUUUUUUUAGAAAUAAUUGUUUUAUUUUAUAAA
Eublepharis macularius is the source of this 2791-nucleotide messenger RNA. It is a transcript of the gene CCDC122, whose product is annotated as coiled-coil domain containing 122. Lineage: Eukaryota; Metazoa; Chordata; Lepidosauria; Squamata; Eublepharidae. Bases 1 to 780 code for a protein of 259 amino acids. The record is from RefSeq and is a predicted model, not a curated record. The transcript is spliced from 4 exons.